GCCUGUCAGGUCCAUCCGGCGAUGCUGGGUCUGGACGAGCUCGGGAGGAGUGGUUGUGGCCAUUGCACACAGGCGGAUCUGAGGUUCGGCGACGCCGCUGGUCGCGACCCGGGACAGGACAACGACAGGAACACCGCCGAGCCCGCGUUCCCCCCCCGCCCAGAGUCAUGGCGGCAGCAGCCGCUCUGAGGGCGCCUGCUCAGACUACUGUGGAUGAUGUCAGCCACAUUAUGGUGUAAGCCCUAAAGUUAAGAGCAGUGUGACCUUUGAAGAUGUGGCUGUAAACUUUUCCCUGGAGGAAUGGAGUCUUCUUAAUGAGGCUCAGAGAUGCCUGUACCGUGACGUGAUGCUGGAGACCUUGACACUUAUAUCCUCCCUGGGUUGUUGGCAUGGAGGGGAAGAUGAGGCAGCACCUUCUAAGCAGAGCACGUGUAUACAUAUAUACAAAGACCAGGGAGGUCAUAGUGGAGAAAGGCCUUAUGAGUGUGGGGAAUAUAGGAAAUUAUUUAAGAACAAGUCCUGCCUCACUGAACCCAGAAGAGAUCACAAACACAGGAAUGUUCGCACUGGAGAAAGGCCUUAUGAGUGCAGCAAAUAUGGGAAAUUAUUUCACCAAAAGCCUACACUCCAUAUUCAUGAGAGAUUUCAUACUGGGCAAAAGACCUAUGAGUGCAGUGAGUGUGGAAAAUCAUUUCACCAAAGCUCUUCACUCUUGCAGCGUCAGACACUUCACACUAGAGAAAGGCCUUAUGAGUGUAUUGAAUGUGGGAAAGCCUUUGCUGAAAAGUCCAGUCUCAUUAACCACAGGAAAGUUCACUCUGGAGCAAAGCGUUAUGAAUGCAAUGAAUGUGGGAAGUCCUUUGCUUAUACAUCUAGUCUCAUUAAACACAGGAGGAUUCACACUGGAGAGAGGCCUUAUGAGUGCAGUGAAUGUGGGAGAUCCUUUGCUGAAAACUCCAGUCUUAUUAAACACUUGAGAGUUCACACAGGAGAAAGGCCUUAUGAAUGCGUUGAGUGUGGAAAAUCAUUUCGCCGAAGCUCUUCACUCUUGCAGCAUCAGAGAGUUCACACUAGAGAAAGGCCUUAUGAAUGUAGUGAAUGUGGGAAAUCCUUUAGCUUAAGGUCCAACCUCAUUCACCAUCAGCGAGUUCAUACUGGAGAAAGGCAUGAGUGCGGGCAGUGUGGGAAAUCCUUUAGCCGAAAAUCUAGCCUUAUUAUACAUCUGAGAGUUCACACUGGAGAAAGGCCUUAUGAGUGCAGUGACUGUGGGAAAUCCUUUGCUGAAAACUCCAGCCUUAUUAAACACUUGAGAGUUCACACUGGAGAAAGGCCAUAUGAAUGCAUUGAUUGUGGAAAAUCAUUUCGCCACAGUUCUUCGUUCCGUCGCCAUCAGAGAGUUCAUACUGGAAUGAGGCCUUAUAAGUGAAGCAAAUUUUGGAAAUUCUCUUGCCCAGGCUUUUUGCUCCUUCAAGGCCAGAGAGUUCACACCAGAUCAAGGUGUUAUGAGUGUGACAAAUGGGGAAUAUUCUUUAGCUAGAAUGCUAGCUUCUUUACAUAAAAGAGUGCUCCCACUGAAGAAGUGCCUUUUGAGUGCAAUGAAUGUGAGAAAGCCUUCAGCCCUCUCUCAUUGGUUACCACAAUAUUUACAUGAGGAAAAUACCACAGAUGUGGAGGUAAUAUUAUUUUUUCUUCAAUAUAACACUGGAGGAAACCCCUUAUGAGGAUGCCAUCUGCCUAAAUUGAAUGUCAUACAUCAAAUAGCUGCAUACAUUCCAGGUAUGUGGGAACUGCAUAGUAUUUUUCGACCUGCCCAGGUCUCUUGCUAGACUUCUGUGACUUACAGUUCUCUUCUAAAAAGCAUUUCACCUUUACCACUUGGCAGGUGCCCACAGUACAUCAUUCGCCUAACUCAUCAUGAUCCAGAAGUAACUUUGAUUUUGUUUCAUUCAACAGAGGGAUUUUUUAGUAUCCUCAGCACUCAUUCUAUUCUCAUUUCUUUCUCUCCAAUGAGUUAGGCCAUGAACCUGACUCAUUUUUGGCACAGAGGACUCUUCUGAUAACUUGAAAAAAUGGACUACCUUUUUCAGGGAUCUUUUGGAUCUCACAGAGUUCUUAAGAUGGAAUUUUCCAGCCUGCCAGUCAUGAAUCUCAGACAGCCUGCCACCUAUUGCCCUGAUUUGUGUUAUAAUAAAGGCCUUGUUGCUUAAGACACCUUCAGUCUUUGCAGGAGGGCAUGGAAGCUCCAA
Molecule: messenger RNA, 2246 nt
Organism: Homo sapiens (human)
Lineage: Eukaryota; Metazoa; Chordata; Mammalia; Primates; Hominidae
Gene: ZNF586
Product: zinc finger protein 586
Exons: 4
Coding region: 347-1426 (359 amino acids)
Biological process (GO): regulation of DNA-templated transcription
Cellular component (GO): nucleus
Source: RefSeq, marked validated